AUGAAGGCCUUCCGUUCACUCUCUCUGCUCACAGCCAUGGUAGUUGCAGGUUGUUCACGUCUCCAAGACAGGGAUUCUGCAGCGCCUAACUUUCCCGGUAUACAAUUUGGCGCAGAUGGCGAAUUAUCGAUCACUGUCUUCAGUGACCUACACUUCGGCGAGCCUGCCUCUGCCCGUAACAGACCCAAUUCUGACGUGAAGACCGUCUGCGUCAUGAGCUCAAUCCUCGACAACGAGAAACCGAAUCUUGUAGUUCUCAACGGAGACCUCACAUCUUGCGAAUGGGUCGCUCCAGAGGAUGCAAACAAGUUGAUCGAUCAAAUCAUCGCUCCAUUGACCAGUCGAAAUUUACAGUUCGCUGCUACUUUUGGUAACCACGACGCAUCACAAACCUGCGACACUAGGUCCAUGUCUGAGCACAUGUGGCGGGACGCCCGAGGUACGAAUGGUAGGAAGCUGUCAUUCACAACGAGCUCCGUGGAAGGUGAUGCGAGUAAAGUUGGGACGAGCAACUACUUUAUCCCUGUGUACGGCUCCAAGGAUUCUCGUGAUUUGAAGAUGUUGCUGUGGUUCUUCGAUAGUAAGGGCGGACGUGUCUUUCAGCCUGGGAAAGGUGAUGCUCCACUGGACAACUGGGUCGACGAGAAGGUUGUUGCAUGGUUCACUCAGAAGAGCAGCGAAUUCCAUCACCAGCACGGUCGCGUCAUUCCAAGUCUAGCUUUCGUCCACAUCCCGGUACACGCGACGUACUCGUUUCAACAGCAUGGCGGACUGAUAGCCACCCACGAGCCAGGUCUGAAUGAAGAGUUGAUCGAGCAGCAAGGUGAAAAGUGCGAUAGCUCUGGAAGCAACUGCAGCUACAACGGCGCCGACGCACCAUUUAUGAAAGCGCUAGUCGAGACCGAAGGGCUAAUGGCUGUAUUUUCAGGCCAUGAUCAUGGAAUUGACUGGUGUAUGAAGUGGUCCAAGCCCCUACCCAACACAUCGCCGUCCAACGGGAAUGGGCUCAACCUCUGCUUCAAUCGGCACUCCGGCUACGGCGGCUACACCGACUGGACCCGUGGCGCACGACAGAUUAUGGUCAAAGAAGACAAGCUUGGAAAGAACGAAGUCGAGACUUGGAUCAGACUUGAGGAUGGCAAUAUCUCUGGGCGCGUAAUGCUGAAUUCGACGUUUGGAACGGAUAGAUAUGAGGAAUUCCACUUCAAUGAGCAAGGCGACGUCUUCAGCAAGGAUGAAGACAACUCUGCAGACCAAAAAGAUCGCAUCUCCCAUGACAAGCAGCAAGUCCAAUGCGCGGUCUACAUCGCCCGUUACCCAGCCAACGACGCAGGUAUCGAGGCACAGAUGAUUGACGGAGAUCUUGACAGCGAACUUUCUUGA
This is a messenger RNA of Plenodomus lingam JN3, 1383 nucleotides long. RefSeq lists its product as uncharacterized. Gene Ontology annotation, cellular component: cytoplasm. Gene Ontology annotation, molecular function: hydrolase activity, acting on ester bonds. Lineage: Eukaryota; Fungi; Ascomycota; Dothideomycetes; Pleosporales; Leptosphaeriaceae. The record is from RefSeq and is a predicted model, not a curated record.